This is a messenger RNA of Sphaeramia orbicularis (orbiculate cardinalfish), 5848 nucleotides long. RefSeq names its product Cbl proto-oncogene, E3 ubiquitin protein ligase (gene cbl). The transcript is spliced from 16 exons. Lineage: Eukaryota; Metazoa; Chordata; Actinopteri; Kurtiformes; Apogonidae. The record is from RefSeq and is a predicted model, not a curated record. Bases 1 to 2868 code for a protein of 955 amino acids. Gene Ontology annotation, cellular component: membrane raft; plasma membrane. Gene Ontology annotation, molecular function: phosphotyrosine residue binding; SH3 domain binding; ubiquitin protein ligase activity. Gene Ontology annotation, biological process: negative regulation of epidermal growth factor-activated receptor activity; cell surface receptor signaling pathway.
AUGGCAGGGAACCUGAAGAAAGGCGGGGGGCUCAUCGGAAUGAUGAAGGAUGCCUUCCAGCCACACCAUCACCACCUCCACUCCCAUCACCAGCCUGGGGCCGUGGACAAAAAGACAGUGGAAAAAUGCUGGAAACUGAUGGACAAGGUGGUGCGUCUGUGCCAAAACCCCAAAUUGGCCCUGAAGAACAGCCCUCCUUACAUCCUAGAUCUGCUGCCAGACACCUACCAGCACCUGCGCACCAUUUUGUCACGGUAUGAGGGCAAAAUGGAGACUCUGGGUGACAACGAGUACUUCCGGGUUUUCAUGGAGAACCUAACAAAAAAGACCAAGCAGACGAUCAGUUUGUUCAAGGAGGGCAAGGAGAGGAUGUACGAGGAGAACUCACAGCCCAGGCGGAAUCUGACCAAGCUGUCGUUGAUCUUCAGCCACAUGCUGGCUGAGCUGAAGGCCAUCUUCCCCAACGGCCUGUUUCAGGGUGACAACUUCCGCAUCACCAAGGCAGACGCUGCAGAGUUUUGGAGGCGUGCCUUCGGGGACAAGACCAUCGUGCCUUGGAAGGUGUUCCGACAGUCCCUCCACGAGUUUCAUCCCAUCAGUUCUGGUUUAGAGGCUAUGGCCCUCAAGUCCACUAUAGACCUCACCUGUAACGACUACAUCUCUGUGUUUGAGUUUGACAUCUUCACCAGGCUGUUCCAGCCUUGGUCGUCCCUGUUGCGGAACUGGAACAGCUUGGCAGUUACUCACCCGGGGUACAUGGCCUUCCUCACCUACGAUGAGGUCAAAGCGCGGCUGCAGAAGUUCAUUCACAAGCCUGGCAGUUACAUCUUUCGAUUGAGUUGUACACGACUAGGCCAGUGGGCCAUCGGCUACGUGACAGCAGAUGGAAACAUACUCCAAACCAUUCCCCACAACAAACCCUUGUUCCAGGCCCUCAUAGAUGGCUUCAGGGAAGGAUUCUAUUUAUUCCCUGAUGGCCGAACCCAAAACCCUGACCUGACAGGGCUGUGUGAGCCUUCGCCUCAAGACCACAUCAAAGUCACACAGGAGCAAUAUGAGCUGUACUGUGAGAUGGGCUCCACUUUUCAGCUGUGUAAGAUCUGCGCUGAGAAUGACAAGGAUGUGAAGAUUGAGCCCUGUGGUCAUCUCAUGUGUACAUCGUGUCUAACUGCCUGGCAGGAGUCAGAGGGUCAAGGAACAGGAUGUCCGUUCUGUCGCUGUGAGAUUAAAGGUACAGAGCCCAUCGUCGUGGAUCCCUUUGACCCAAAGGACAACAGUGGGGGCUCCUGUAGAGGCACCUUUGGGGCUGAGGGGGCGCCAUCACCCAGCUAUGACGAUGAUGAUGAUGACAGACUUGAAGAUCCCCACCUCAUGAUGAGCAAACUGGCCUGUUCAAAGGUGGAACGUCCUCCAUCACCUAUGUCCAUGGCUCCUCAGUCCUCUCUUCCCCCUGUGCCGCCCAGACUAGACCUGUUACCACAUAGACCCUCUAACCCUUCCUCUGGUGCCUCCAGUCCAGGGGUCACCACAAAGGCAGCAUCUCACCACAAAGACAAACCACUCCCCCUCCCCCCAGCACUGCGGGAUCUCCCUCCCCCUCCUCCCCCAGACCGCCCACACUCAACGGGGACAGGCCCUGAUGCACGGCUGCAGAGACGGCCCUUACCUUGCACUCCUGGGGAGCCUCCACGUGAUAAGCUCCCUCCAGCUCCUCCAAACCGGCCGCUGGCAGAGUGGAACUCCCGGCCCGUCCCCAAGGCCCCCACCUCCUCCUCCUCACCUUCCUCAUCAUCUUCCUCAUCCACCCAAGUGUCCAGUCUUGGAGGAGACAUGAGAGCAGGUGUCCGGGAGCUCUCCAACCGACACUCCCUCCCAUUAGCACUGCCCUCUGCUCUGGACACACGCUCGGAUUCACAGAAGAACAACAGCUCCCUCAGUCUGGACCACCAGCUGAAUUUUGCUGCAGUAGUUGGUUCAGACUAUGACAACCCCAAAGUCAAACCCUCAGCGUCAGCCAACGCCAUCUACUCACUGGCAAGCAGGCCGUCUCCAGCACUAAGGACUGUGACGGGAGAUGAGGCACGCGACAGUGAGGAGGAGUCCGAGUACAUGAUCCCCUCUUCCCGCCCUGUUCUGCCCCCCAUCACAGCCCCACCUGUAGGGGAGAACCCACCUAUCUCAAGGCCGUCUCAGCCUUUGUCCGCCCUCCAGACACAGACCCAAGCCUCCACUCUGAACUCAAGGAUGGCUCUGGCUGAACUGGAGGAUGGACCCCAGAUGUAUGAAGCCAUGUACAACAUCCAGGCCAGAUCUCAGGCCACAGACUCCGACUAUUCAGAGCUGCCCCCGCUGGCGUUGACCAACGGGCCCAGAGAUCACCCUGCAGAGGAGAGGGAGGAGGAGGAAAAUGGCUACGACUACCCUAAACCUCGGUUGCCGAUGCCCCCAGCCCGACGGACCCUCUCAGAACUGGGAGGGUCGUCGUCAUCGUCUUCGUCGUCUUCAUCCUGCUCUUCCUCCUUAGCUGCUUUCAGCCGCCUUUCUCUCGAUUCGGACGCUGGAGCUGCAGCAUCUUUCUCAGAGUCGGUGGAAGCACCAGAGAGACCCCCAAAGCCCCUGCCCCGGCGAAUCAACUCGGAGCGUCGGCCCAGCCCCGUCCCACCCGUCCCUGCCCCUCCCACUGGCGGAGCAACAGGAGGAGAAGCCAACCCCCAAAUCAGCAGCGAGAUCGAGCACCUCAUGAGUCAGGGCUACUCGUACCAGGACAUCCAGAAAGCACUGAUGAUCGCACAGAACAAUAUAGAAAUGGCCAAGAAUAUCCUCCGCGAGUUUGUCUCCAUUCCCUCCACUGCGCAUAUUCUUACAUAGCGCACUCCCUGUGCCUCUCUCUCAUGUUCGCUCUCUCGCCCUCGCUUGGCCCAGCCUGGUUGGGUUUAGGUUGGCACAGCCCGGCCCAGCUCAAAGCCCGUUGCCUGCAGCACUACCUCCGGUGCUGGCUGACGCCCUUCGCCCCUGUGGAUUUUUAACUGGCUGUUACUCCAGUGAGCUCACAGCAUCUCUGGGAAUCCGUGCCCUGCACUCCAUGCGCUUUCAAAGUGUCUGGCCUUCUUCAAACUGCUACAGCAGGGCCUCUUUGUUUUCAAGAGCAUCUCCACAGGACAAACUGAGCGCAUGUGGAACAAUGAUGGGACGCCACACGACGCAAGACCUUUGCAAGAAUCCUCAGAAGACUGAUUCUUCUCUUUCAUUUUGAAGCCUCUUGCUGAAAAUGUAACCAACACCUCACAAAUAAAACUAAAAAUGUAUGUCUAUAUGAAAAUUUAAUAUAUGAGUAAAUAUAUAUUAAAUGUGUGUAAUAUAUACAGUACGUGCAUAUACAGUAUGUGAAAAUGAUUUCAGCUUUGAGGGUCGCUGUUGGUACAAGCGAUACGGGCAGACAGGCACUAGAUUAAGGUGGCGUUUGGCGCUUCUGUCUGACUGGAAAACCUGCCUGUGGGUGUUUCCACGUGAGCGUGUGGAGAAGUACAUGUGAGGAAGAGGAGGAGUCAUGGGGGCUUCCUCACCAGGAUCUGUUUCAGGAGCUUAGAAGACAUGCAGCAGAGCUUUUUUAUGAAUUCAGUCUGUUAUGGCCUUUGAUUAACAACGCUUUUGGUACUUUUUUUUUUUUUAGAUACAUGCUUGUUUGUCGUGUUGUAUUUUUCGAAGUAGCAUGACGAUGGUUUCAGGUCUUGACUGUUGUCUGGCGGUGUGUGUGUCUACGUACGUAUGUGUGUGUGGGUGUGUAUGCCAGACUUAAUCCUCAUGACCUGCUCUUAAACGAACCCCUGUUCCUGUACAACAUGAAUGUGGAAUUAGUCAUUAUACUCGGACUCCUGCUCUGUAAACAAACUACUGCUCGAAGUCGUGUGGCAGGGUGUUGUGUAGCUGUAGAGCCUGGCAGUGAGAUUAUUAGAGAUGUAAUAAUGUCGACGACCCUGCAGUACCAGACAGGCUAGUGUUCUGUGAUCCGUGGCGGCUGAGACGUUUUCGUUCUUCGUCUAAUUUCAUUGGCUGGCUGGUCUUGGGUUUCUGUCUCCAGCUCAGUCCAGUGUUAAUAAACAAAAAAAAGUCAUUGAUUUACUUUGGUAAUAUAUUAUUGUAAUAUGAUCAUAAAUAUUGUUAUUACAAUUAAUUCAGAAGUGCUUCACUGCUGCUACUAUUGUUAGUGCUAAACAAUUAAGCCUUAAAUGUACAUUUGUGAAUAUUGUGUUUAACCGUCAUUCUGUUCUUUAAAGUGACAGUAUCAUCCAUGUUUCUCCAGUCCAUAAUGUAGCAUACUUGAAAGUACAAGCGGCUUGUGAGCCCGCAGCUCGACUCUUCAGUGUUUUACCUUUUUUUUUUUUUCUUCCUUGUUUUUCUUUUACGAUUCUCUGCAGGUAGACUCUGUACAGCAAAACGGUGAUGAAUCAAACAUGAUGCAUUAGCUGUGGAGACCAGCCAUUCUCUAAUAAUUUCAGGCUUCUCUUUUGACAUCCAUUUCCUCUCUCCCAUUGAGUUCGCCCUCGCUGAAAGGGAGAGAUUGCUGAGGCUUUUCAGAAAGUAGACUCAUGGGUUUGCUGGCCCACUCCCAGGUCUACAUUAAAAUCAGUAUUUGGGCCAACUGUAAGAACUUACUCAGGAAUAAUGUGUAUCUAUAGACUAAGCGGCGUUCACCCUGAAACAGAGGAGCUUCUUUAUCGGAGAAUAGAUCAUGUUCAUCCAGGUAACAUGUAGCCAAAAUUUUCCGUUUAAUGAAGUCACACAAGUAGCCUAUUACUUUUUGUUUUUUUGUCAGAUUAAAACUUGCACGUUACAUAUUUUUAAUGUUAGCAGGACUAGAGACAGCAGCCUCAUUUCCAGGUACUAUGAAUGAAAACGUUUUUAGGUACAUCGACUUGAACCUCUCCCAGCAUAUGAAGAAUGUUGUUUUUUUUUAGGGGAGGGAGUAACUUACACCAGUAGUUAAUCAGCCUAAAUGGAUUCUGGGUAACGCUGUCUGUUGACUGGAAGCUAUCUCUGUGCCGUCAGGCCAUCCUCUCUAUAUUUUAUUUUUCCUUUUUUCUUUUCUGUUCCAAGUUGCCUUGAGAAACUUCUUGAAUGAUGGGUAACGGACCGGGAGGUUUGACUUCGAAGCACCCCAGUCCUCAAUACUGUACCAAUGUUUUGUAUUAUUUACCUUUUUUUAUUUGUUUUGUUUUUCGCACAGAAUACCAAUUUGUGCUUUGAUACUGUCACUCUAAAGAAAACCUAAUUGUAUAAAGUUAGUGAUAUAAAAAAAAAGUGGCUAUUUUAUUUCAUUUUGCAUUCCUGUACAUGUAUUUUGUUCCAAAGGUUUUGUUGACUUAUGUGAAUAAUUCUGUGAGCAGUGCCAUAUGUUUAGAAAUCCUCACCAUGUUUAGAGUAAGGCCUUGUUUUUGAAGAGAGUUUGUGGGUAUUGAUCUGUACCUGUUGAUCUCUGAAGGCGAGAUUGUGCAGUAUUGCUUGUAUUAAUCCUCUCUGCCUUGUCAGAUGCAUCGCUCGUCUGGGAGUACGAGCCCUGAUCUGUGAAAAGUCUCCACAUCCUUCUAACCUGAAGGAUAAACCAGAUCCUUCAUCAGCGCUUGUCCUCAGAGAUGCUCGAUGCGACCCCCCACCCCCACCCCCAAAACCUGUUACCUUCAAACCCUGCAAUGGGUGAAUUCAGCUUUCUACCAGAAGAGGGAGCUGAUACUCCAUGUAGUCGUGUCGCUUCUCAUCAGUAAAAGGCAUUCAUUAACUUUUUGAUGGUUUUUAAAGCUCAUAUCACUUUGGAAGUAUGCACAGUGCUGUUAAUAAAAUGUUAAGCAAACGC